UAGUUUCGAUUAGAAAGCUUGCAGAAAUGUAAUUAUUUGUAAGCUAGUAAGCAUACCAUCGUCGAACUAAUAUGAGCUCCAGUUCCGUGCGAGUAAAACUGUUAUUUUUCGCGAAAUCACGCGAACUUGCUGGGCUCACGUGUACGGAUGAUUUUGUAGUGCCGCACGCCGAAAUCAGGUGUUCUGAUCUACUCGAUCUAAUUUGCAAUCGGUUCAACCUGUCCAUCAUUCGUAAUAAUGUCAUACUAGCCCACAACGAACAGUACUGCGACGAUCUGAGUGAAACUAUACGGAUACGCAACGGGGACGAGCUGGCAGUGAUUCCACCGAUUUCCGGAGGCUAG
Messenger RNA from Anopheles nili, 344 nucleotides. RefSeq names its product molybdopterin synthase sulfur carrier subunit (gene Mocs2A). Gene Ontology annotation, biological process: Mo-molybdopterin cofactor biosynthetic process. NCBI's taxonomy places the organism in Eukaryota, Metazoa, Arthropoda, Insecta, Diptera, Culicidae. The coding region runs from base 72 to 344 and encodes 90 amino acids. The record is from RefSeq and is a predicted model, not a curated record. Gene Ontology annotation, cellular component: cytosol. The transcript has a single exon.